Messenger RNA from Phaedon cochleariae (mustard beetle), 507 nucleotides. Lineage: Eukaryota; Metazoa; Arthropoda; Insecta; Coleoptera; Chrysomelidae. The record is from the annotation of a GenBank genome assembly.
AUGGACGACAUCAGCUUCGCAGCCCAAUGCCUGCUGGAGAUGUCCCACAGCAAAGACCACCUCACCAGGCCCCUGGAUCUUUCUAGGACCCUCAAACUACCCCCGAAGGGUGCCGCAGUCAUCGUUGAAAAAAUGCCCACUGUAGACAAAGAGCCCACAGCAGAGUCCUCCUCCUACAUGGUCGCCAGGAUCCUCACCGACCUCACCAGGAUCAAGCAGGAGCCAGUGCCCGAGGUCCUCACCUCAGACAGUGAGGGCAACCUCACCAUAGACGAGGAAGCUGACGAGGGUUACAAGAGUCAGAAUGGCACCCCUGAAAAACCUGCGGUGGUGGUGAAGAAUAGGAAGGUGGAGAUUGCCCCACCCCUGAAGAAACCUGGGGUGCCCAGGUUGGGGAUGCUUCAGCAGCAGAGGAAGACUCACAAGUGUUCGUAUGAGGGAUGCCACAAGGUUUACGGGAAGAGUUCCCAUUUGAAGGCGCAUCUUCGUACUCACACAGGUUGGUAG